Molecule: messenger RNA, 2978 nt
Organism: Coccinella septempunctata (seven-spotted ladybird)
Lineage: Eukaryota; Metazoa; Arthropoda; Insecta; Coleoptera; Coccinellidae
Product: SART-1 family protein DOT2-like
Exons: 8
Coding region: 118-2916 (932 amino acids)
Biological process (GO): regulation of ribosome biogenesis
Cellular component (GO): nucleolus
Molecular function (GO): nucleic acid binding; telomerase inhibitor activity
Source: RefSeq, a predicted model, not a curated record
UUAGGUUCGGUUUUGCUAACCUCACUUAUCGAAACCUCGUUUUUCGAGGGAAAGAUCGUAUGGCUUUAAGUGUGGAAUUGAAUUAACGUUAUAAAUUAAAAACUUUUGUGCACCAAAAUGAUGUCUGAACGCAAAAGGAAACAAAAAUGGUCGUUAAAUCCAAGAGGAAAAGAUUGGAGCGAAAAUUCCAACAAAUUUGGGCAAAAAUUAAUGGAGAAAAUGGGCUGGAGUACUGGAAAAGGUCUAGGUGCCAAGGAAGAUGGUAUGACCGAGCAUAUAAGAGUUGCAUAUAAAAAUGAUACACAAGGCAUGGGUUAUAAAGACAGAGAUGAUCAGUGGACAGAACAUGAAUCUAAUUUUACGGAGUUGCUGAAUACAUUGGUUGGUCCAAAAGAGUGUAAAGGAGCUGAAAGUAGCAAGGAACUGAAAGUUGAAUCUUUGGAAAAAAAGUCGCAAGUAUCAAAAGCCAGAGUACACUAUCAUAAAUUUACCAGAGGCAAAGAUUUAUCUAGAUACAGUGAGAAAGAUUUAGCCAAUAUCUUUGGCAAAAAAAGUUUGGAAGACUUAUCAUCAAAGUCUCAAAAUAUUAAGGAGGAUAACAAUGAAAAAGAAAAUCAAACAGAUAAGACUUUUGGUGUCGUCACACUUAAUGGUGGGAGUAUGAUGGAUUAUUUCAAGAAUAAACUUCCAACUUUCAAGAAAAAUAUGGCUAUAGGAAGUUCAAAGAAUGAUGAUUCUGAGUCGGAUUCAGGGAGAACAAAUUUUGGUUUUGGGUUCACUCAAAAAGAUGAAAAUGUAGGAGAAGAGGAUGUGUCAGAAAACUGCAAUAAAAGAGAUAAAAAAAAAGGAAAGAAGGAUCAUGUUGAUAAUUUCCGAAAACCUUGUUUUGGUUUAGGAUAUGACCGUUAUAAUGGCGAUGAAAGUGAUCGUAAAACUGAUUAUUCAUCCUUCGUAAAAGCAACUGAGACUAUUGUCAAAAAAGCGCCAUUGAAGUUUGGAAUCACCAAAUAUAAUGGGGAUAAAAAUACUGAAGAUAAAUCAUCCAAUUCCAAAAAAUCAGUUUUUGGAUUUGGUUUUAAUUCUGAUAAUAAUAAAAAACAGUCUUCAUUUAUGACUUUUGUCAGCGGAGAUGUUGAAGGCAGUGAAAUAAAAGAACAAUUGAAUGAAGAUGUCUCAAAAAUGGAUAAGAAACGUAAGAAAAAAAGUGAUGCAGGAAGUAUUGAUGAAGAUGAGGACACAAAAACAAUUAAAAAAAUGAAAACGAAUGGAUUAGGUAUCUCCGAUAAGAGUAAUGAUGAAGUAAUACGGAAAAAGAAGAAAAAGGAAAAAAAUCUUAAACCUUCAUUUGUGUCUUUUGUCUCAGAUGGUAAUGAGAGUGUUAGUACUGAUGUUAAAAAAAAGAAAAAUAAGAAUAAAUGUAAAAAUAAAGUAAUAGAUUCAGUAGAACCUGACAACAAUAUUGAAGUUGAAAAUAAUAGCCCCCAAGUAAAAAAUAAAAAAAAUAAAACAAGUCGAGACGAAAACGAUGGUGCGGAUGAUACUAUUGUUGAUGAAAUUGUUCAUGCUAAAAAAGGAAAGAAGAGAAAAUCUGAGUCAGAAAUAGAUAUUGCUUUUACACCUGUGACGAAAAAAUUUAAAAAUUUUGAAGAUCUUCAUUCGCUUCAGGAUGAAGCAAAAAUAGUUCAAACUCCUGACAAAGAUUCAAAAAAAAGUAAACGUAAAAAAAAAUCCAAAAAUUGCAGUGAUGAGAUUGAUGAGAAGAAUGGUUUAGCCAAUCCAGCAUUCGAUCCUUUAUACAAUGAAAUAAUUCUUGAAAAACACCAUUUAGAUGCCAUUGUUGAGGAAACAGAAAAUUCUGUUGAAAGUACUAUUGUUGAAAGUAGAGAACAGGCUGUAGUGGUAAACACAUCUUUACAAAGUAACACUGAGAAGAAAAUGAAGAAGAAGAAGUCAAAGGCCAAUCUAUCCAUAGAAGAAAAUUCCACAAUUGAGGUAUUGCAUCAACCCAAAGAUGAGUCUGAUGUUUGCGAAACUCCAGAGAGAAAAAAAUCGAAAAAAUCAAAAAAGAAAAAAGAGCAUCUCACGAAUGGUGUUGAAAACUCAGCAUUUGAUGAAAAUUACAAAGAUGAACAAAAGUUUGAAGAUGAAGCAAGGGCAAGAGUGGAAGUUGAGUCCUUUGUUACAGAAAAUAGCAUUGUUGGUAAAACGAAAGAGAAGAAGAAAAAAAGUAAAAUGAAUGAGAUAUAUCAAGACAGUCAACUGAAUAAAUACGAAGUUAGGCGAGGCAAAAAAAAUGAAAAAAACUUGGGAAUCUUAAACCCAGGUCUUGACCUCACAGAUGACGAUAAGAGCCUUUCAUUGAAAGAAGAAUUGCCGGUUUGUGAUGAUAGCCUUAUGUUGAACAUAGUUUGCACCCCUAUUAUAAAAAAAGACAAUGAGUCGAAAUUACAACGAAGAAAGAGUGUGAGGUUUAGUAAUAUUAAUGAAAGCAUAUUUAUUAAUAAAACAGAUAGUCCGGCUGAUCUGAGGAAAAAUGGCGAAGGGGGACUAGACAAUGCUGGUUACGAUCAAUUUGGAAAUCGAAUCGAAGAAAACAUAGAUACAUUGAGCAAACAACUUGACGAUUACCAGGCGGAAGUAGAAAACGAUUUAAAUGAAGCAAAAAUGCAGGUGAUGGUGGGCGAAGUUGGUGAUCCGGCAGGUGAGAACGAAAUUUUACCGAGUGGUGAAGUGAAGUUGAAAUUCAAGUACGCAAAUUUCGGUAGAAUGCCACCUUGGAUGAAGAAAGCUAACAGUGCGAACCCAAAGAGUUCAUACAGACAUCUUAUCAAGGGCGAUAUCGUGUUAGGGUUUAGAAACACGAACAUGCACGAUAUUAAGGGAUAUGGUGAAAAUCUGAAAACCUCUUGUACAUAGUUAUUUAUUGUUUUAUUUUGAAAAAAUACAAUUUGGCACUGUAAAUAAAUGUAUAAAUUUUC